AUGAUAAGAGUAAAUAAUGUGAACAAAAUAAUUUUUUUUCCUACCGGCCUCUUUUUUGAUAUUUUCCUCUCAUCGGCCUUAAAAUCGACAUUUUCUCGCGGCCUCGUCAAAAUGCCCACUGGGUCUUAUGGCCAGUCCGUCCCUGUCGGGAACGCCACUCUAGUACAAAGUACAAACACUAAUGGCAAAAAACUAAUAGAAAUCUGUGAACACUUCAAUUUGAAAAUAGGAAAUACCUUCUUCAAUCAUCCUAACCAUCACACCAUGACCUACAAAAGCCCAUCUUUUGGCACUACCUCACAAAUUGAUUUCUUUGUAAUUUCCAACAAUAUAUUUAAGUGGGUGAAGGACAUCAAAGUCGUCAGCAAACUGAACUUCACCUUAUUUACGGACCAUUACCCACUAGGAUGCGAGCUAAGGAUAAAAAAUAGCAUUUUUCCAAACCGAAAUCAACAUAGCCACCUUAACUCUACACACUUCAUAAUGAGGAAAGACUUGGCACAGCUGAAUGAUUUGGUUAUAAAGGAAGAGUUCAUCACCAAUCUAACAACUUGGAGAAACACCCAAAAUGGCAUGAUCAAUCCUAAUAUAACUUGGAAGGAUAUGAAACUAAGUUUAUCAAGCUGUAUGAAUUCAUGCUUAAGACCACGAAUUAAACGUAAAGAAUGGUACAUAACUCACUGCAUAAGAACAGAUAAAAGAUAUUUUAUUGCCAACUUAUCUAGAUCCAUACAAUAUAGCUUUGACAACAAUAAUAUUUACAACGCUUUCCAAUCUCUUAAGUUACUCACUACCUUUAAAUCCAAUCCUCUACCAAGAUUACACAUUGAAAAUAAUAAUAUUAUAACGGACCCCAGGGAACAAUUAGCGAUAUGGACAGACCAUUACAUGAACAUUUACAGAACAAGGUGGCCUAAACCAUUAUGUGACUAUCCUUUCCAACCACCUAAUCGGAACCUGAACAGAAUAGAUAUAAUCAAUUCCAUUAAAAGACUAAAAACCCAUAAAGCAGCCGGAAUCGAUGGGAUUUUUGCGGAACUUUGGAAGAUAGAUGCUGAUUUAAGUGCUAGUCUACUGCUUCCCCUCUUUAAUGAGAUAUGGAAUACUGGCAAUUUCCCAGAGGAAUGGAUGACCUCGAUAAUACUUAAUUUCCCUAAAAAUAAGAACCCGACUAGCCUGAAGGACUACAGAGGAAUUGCACUGAUCCCUUACCCUAAAAAUGUUCACAAACCUCUCAUAGAAACCUCUCAUAGAAACCUCUCAAACGCCAUCACAUCAUAUAGGAAGGGCAGGAACACGACGGAACUAACCAUGGCGCUUAAGGUUAUUCUGGAGAAAGCUAGAAUGCAUAAGUCCCCAAUAUUUGCCAUAAUGAUUGAUCUAAGUCAAGCCUUUGACUCCAUCAUACAGCAUAAGAUCUGGCCCUUACUGGAGGACAUAGAAUAG
Gordionus sp. m RMFG-2023 is the source of this 1446-nucleotide messenger RNA. RefSeq lists its product as uncharacterized. The coding region runs from base 1 to 1446 and encodes 481 amino acids. NCBI's taxonomy places the organism in Eukaryota, Metazoa, Nematomorpha, Gordioida, Chordodea, Parachordodidae. The record is from RefSeq and is a predicted model, not a curated record. The transcript has 3 exons.